AUGAAGUCACAGCCCCUCUCGCUCGAGUCUCUUGUAGACUUUCAUCAGCCAUCCUUUUAUUAUUCUCUUGGGAUGAUCUUUUUCAACCCACUUUUCUGGAAUAUCGUCGCCCAGAACGAAUAUCACCACAAGCUCAUCUCAAAGCGCGUCAAAAACCCGCGUAUCGGAUGUUAUCUACUGGCCGCGACAAUUUUUUCGUUGGGCAUUAUUCGUGAUGCCUUGUAUACCAAGGCGCUGAAGGAUCAGCCUGCGAUGGAUCUCCUUCCUGCUCCUUUUGACAUUGUGGUUCCGGCCUUCCUUGCUGUAUUUGGCCAAAUUUUGGUUAUUUCUAGCACGUGGCAACUGGGUAUCACUGGGACAUUCCUCGGAGAUUACUUUGGUAUCCUGAUGGACGAGAAAGUCGAGUCUUUCCCAUUCAAUUAUUUCAACGACCCCAUGUACGUUGGAUCCACGCUCACCUUUGCUGCUGGGGCACUCUGGCACAAGCGACCGGCAGGACUCUUCUUGACGACCAUUGUCUGGAUCGUAUAUACUAUUGCUCUCCGAUACGAGAGUCCUUUCACGACCGAAAUCUAUGCCAAGCGUGAACGUGAGCGUGCUCUCAAGGCCCAAAAGGCGAAAUAG
Serendipita indica DSM 11827 is the source of this 624-nucleotide messenger RNA. The record is from the annotation of a GenBank genome assembly. NCBI's taxonomy places the organism in Eukaryota, Fungi, Basidiomycota, Agaricomycetes, Sebacinales, Serendipitaceae.